AUGGGGAUAGCUGUGCUCUUAGUUGCACCUCAGAAACUAAAUGAGUGUCAGGCUGCUGUUAAUGGUUGUCUACCAGAUGAAGAAGCCAUCCAGUUGAUAACGCCAGAAGGUAAGUCUCUGAAAGAAGCACAAAUAGGAAGCAAAUUGAUCAGGGUAGUGACAACAGAUGCAGACGUAAGGAACUUCUAUUACAUCACGAUGCUGAGGGAUCCCGUGUCACGGUACUUGAGUGAAUGGAAGCAUGUUCAGAGGGGUGCAACGUGGAAAACCUCCCUUCACAUGUGUGAUGGAAGAAGCCCAACACCAGACGAGCUGCCUACCUGUUACGAAGGGGACGACUGGUCUGGGGUCAGUUUACAGGAAUUCAUGGAUUGUAGCUACAACUUGGCCAACAACCGCCAGGUGCGCAUGCUGGCAGACCUGAGCCUGGUGGGCUGCUACAACCUGACUUUUAUGAAUGAGAGUGAAAGAAAUAUGAUUCUUCUCCAAAGCGCCAAGAACAAUCUGAAAAAUAUGGCCUUCUUUGGGCUCACGGAAUUUCAGAGGAAAACGCAGUAUCUCUUUGAGAGGACAUUCAACCUGAAAUUCAUUUCCCCGUUCACGCAGUUCAACGUUACGCGGGCCUCCAACGUGGACAUAGGUGAGGAUGUGCGGCAACGGAUAGAGGAGCUGAAUUUCUUGGACGUACAGCUGUAUGAAUAUGCGAAGGACCUGUUCCUGCAGCGCUUCCAGUACUCCAAGCAGGAGGAGCAUCAGAAGAACCGGCUAAAGAGGCGAGAGGAGCGGCGGCUGCUGAGGGAGCAGAGAGCUCACCAGUCACCAAGGGAAGAGGCAGCAGAAGUAGCCGUUACUGAAGAUUAUAAUAGUCAGGUUGCAAGGUGGUGAUGCUCCUCCGUCUUGGCUAACUGAUGAGAGGAUCAGAGAAUUUGUGCAACUUGGCUACCUGGGAAUUAGCCAAGGAAGGCCCAUGCUUUGGUAAAUGAGACCGCAUCUGACAACUAGCUACCCCUCCUUGACACAGUUUUUCUUGGUUUCUGCCAGUGAGGAGAAUGUAUUUUUUUCUCAAUAGGCAUUGAUUAGUGUUAUUAAAUGACAGUAGAAUAGAUUCCUGUCCAAAAAGACUUCCUUCAAAGCCCUUAGCUAUGAGGAUGGGUUGAAGAG
Messenger RNA from Nestor notabilis (Kea), 1161 nucleotides. RefSeq names its product heparan sulfate 6-O-sulfotransferase 3 (gene HS6ST3). Lineage: Eukaryota; Metazoa; Chordata; Aves; Psittaciformes; Psittacidae. Gene Ontology annotation, cellular component: membrane. Bases 1 to 885 code for a protein of 294 amino acids. The transcript is spliced from 2 exons. The record is from RefSeq and is a predicted model, not a curated record. Gene Ontology annotation, molecular function: heparan sulfate 6-sulfotransferase activity.